CUAGCUCACAUCAUUCCUGUCUGCUUCGCGUGUCUCCUUGCCCCAUGCCUGUCAGUGAAGCGUAAGUUAAACACCGUGCCGUAUAAGUAGUUUUAAUUUAGACUAAACCAUUCAAUAUUUUAUUGGUAUCUUUUCUUUUGUUUCUUUAAAAUUUAACAUUUGACCCAUUUUAGAUAUAUGUUUUAGCUGUUUCAAUAAGUAGGCCAGGAACGUAGUGCUGUGCGUCCAGUUGUUUUGACCUACAGCUGUUUCAAUAUGUAGGUCAGGAAUUUAGUGCUGUUCAUGUAGUUUUUAGACCUACAUCUGUUUCAAUAUGUAGGUCAUGAACGUAGUGUUGUUCAUUCAGUUGUUUUGACCGCCAGCUGUUUCAAUAUGUAGGUCAGGACGUAGUGCUGUGCGUCCAGUUGUUUUGACCCACAGCUGUUUCAAUAUGUAGGUCAGGAAUGUAGUGCUGUUAAUGUAGUUUUUUCGACCUACAUCGGUUUAAAUAUGUAAAUCAGAAACGUAGGGCUGUGCAUUCAGUUGUAUUGACCUAAAGAUAUUUUAGCCUCUACCGAGCUUUGUACUCUCCUGAAAUGGUUAGUGGGCAUUUCUUUAAAAUGAGCCACAACGUCUACACUAAGUAUGCAGCAAAUAUUUCCGACAACUGUUGGAGCAUUGGAGUACGGUACAUCAUAUAAUCUUGAUAAUAAAACAAAACGGGAUCAUUUUAAAACUCAGCUACCAUGUUCUGGCCAUCCUCUUUUCAUCUUCUGACCAUCUUGUGGACAUCUUCUGGUCAUCUUGCGGCCAUGUUCUAACCAUUUUGCGGUCAUCUUCUGGACACAUUCUGACCAUCUUCUGGCCAUCUUCUGACCAUCUUGUCACCAUCUUCUGACCAUCUUGUGGAUAUCUUCUGGCCACAUUCUGGCCAUCUUCCGGUUAUCUUCUUACUAUCUUCUACAAAUCUUUUGGACAUCUUCAGACCAUCUUCUGGCAUUCUUCUUACAAUAUUCUCACAAUAUUUUGGCCAUCUUCUGGGCAUCUUCUGGCCACAUUCUGACCAUGUUGUGGACAUCUUCUGACCAUCUUGUGGCCAUCUUCUGGCCCUCUUAUGGAACUCUUCUGACAUCUUGUGGACAUCUUCUGGUCAUAUUCGGACCAUCUUCUGGUCAUCUUCUAGCCAUCUUCUAGCUAUCAGCUGUAACAGGACAAAAUGAUGAAAUAAUACAUUUUUACACAAUAGCCGACAGAAAAAAAAGAGAUUUUCUAUUAAUAAAAUGACACGUUUUGCGACACCCUCUCACAAAUAUUUUUUGUGUUGGCAUCUUACAAGCUGUGAGAUGUGUAGUUAGGUUUAAAGAUGAGUUCCAGCUAAUCACGACUUACUUCAUGGCAAAAGCUUGAUUACUAAUUACAAAGCAAUAUCUAACUGCAUGAGUCCCAAAAAUGAACAUUUUUUAUAUCAAAGGCGAAGUCUACACUGACUUCACUAUCAUUCAAUACAUUUUGUGGUCUUGACAAAAUAACUUUUGUAUUUCUUCAAUUGUUAUAAAAUCUACGUCUCUUAGUACAUUCAAUUGUUAUAAAAUCUACGUCUCUUAGUACAUUCAAUUGUUAUAAAAUCUACGUCUCUUAGUACAUUCAAUUGUUAUAAAAUCUACGUCUCUUAGUACAUUCAAUUGUUAUAAAAUCUACGUCUCUUAGUACAUUCAAUUGUUAUAAAAUCUACGUCUCUUAGUACAUUCAAUUGUUAUGAAAUCUACGUGUCUUAGUACAUUCAAUUGUUAUAAAAUCUACGUCUCUUAGUACAUUCAAUUGUUAUAAAAUCUACGUCUCUUAGUACAUUCAAUUGUUAUAAAAUCUACGUCUCUUAGAACAUUCAAUUGUUAUAAAAUCUACGUCUCUUAGUACAUUCAAUUGUUAUAAAAUCUACGUCUCUUAGUACAUUCAAUUGUUAUAAAAUCAACGUCUCUUAGUACAUUCAAUUGUUAUAAAAUCUACGUCUCUUAGUACAUUCAAUUGUUAUAAAAUCUACGUCUCUUAGUACAUUCAAUUGUUAUAAAAUCUACGUCUCUUAGUACAUUCAAUUGUUAUGAAAUCUACGUGUCUUAGUACAUUCAAUUGUUAUAAAAUCUACGUCUCUUAGUACAUUCAAUUGUUAUAAAAUCUACGUCUCUUAGUACAUUCAAUUGUUAUAAAAUCUACGUCUCUUAGAACAUUCAAUUGUUAUAAAAUCUACGUCUCUUAGUACAUUCAAUUGUUAUAAAAUCUACGUCUCUUAGUACAUUCAAUUGUUAUAAAAUCAACGUCUCUUAGUACAUUCAAUUGUUAUAAAAUCUACGUCUCUUAGUACAUUCAAUUGUUAUAAAAUCUACGUCUCUUAGUACAUUCAAUUGUUAUAAAAUCUACGUCUCUUAGUACAUUCAAUUGUUAUAAAAUCUACGUCUCUUAGUACAUUCAAUUGUUAUAAAAUCUACGUCUCUUAGUACAUUCAAUUGUUAUAAAAUCUACGUCCCUUAGUACAUUCAAUUGUUAUAAAAUCUAAGUUUCUUAGUACAUUCAAUUGUUAUAAAAUCUACGUCUCUUAGUACAUUCAAUUGUUAUAAAAUCUACGUUUCUUAGUACAUUCAAUUGUUAUAAAAUCUACGUUUCUUAGUACAUUCAAUUGUUAUAAAAUCUACGUCUCUUAGUACAUUCAAUUGUUAUAAAAUCUACGUCUCUUAGUACAUUCAAUUGUUAUAAAAUCUACGUCUCUUAGUACAUUCAAUUGUUAUAAAAUCUACGUCUCUUAGUACAUUCAAUUGUUAUAAAAUCUACGUCUCUUAGUACAUUCAAUUGUUAUAAAAUCUACGUCUCUUAGUACAUUCAAUUGUUAUGAAAUCUACGUGUCUUAGUACAUUCAAUUGUUAUAAAAUCUACGUCUCUUAGUACAUUCAAUUGUUAUAAAAUCUACGUCUCUUAGUACAUUCAAUUGUUAUAAAAUCUACGUCUCUUAGAACAUUCAAUUGUUAUAAAAUCUACGUCUCUUAGUACAUUCAAUUGUUAUAAAAUCUACGUCUCUUAGUACAUUCAAUUGUUAUAAAAUCAACGUCUCUUAGUACAUUCAAUUGUUAUAAAAUCUACGUCUCUUAGUACAUUCAAUUGUUAUAAAAUCUACGUCUCUUAGUACAUUCAAUUGUUAUAAAAUCUACGUCUCUUAGUACAUUCAAUUGUUAUGAAAUCUACGUGUCUUAGUACAUUCAAUUGUUAUAAAAUCUACGUCUCUUAGUACAUUCAAUUGUUAUAAAAUCUACGUCUCUUAGUACAUUCAAUUGUUAUAAAAUCUACGUCUCUUAGAACAUUCAAUUGUUAUAAAAUCUACGUCUCUUAGUACAUUCAAUUGUUAUAAAAUCUACGUCUCUUAGUACAUUCAAUUGUUAUAAAAUCAACGUCUCUUAGUACAUUCAAUUGUUAUAAAAUCUACGUCUCUUAGUACAUUCAAUUGUUAUAAAAUCUACGUCUCUUAGUACAUUCAAUUGUUAUAAAAUCUACGUCUCUUAGUACAUUCAAUUGUUAUAAAAUCUACGUCUCUUAGUACAUUCAAUUGUUAUAAAAUCUACGUCUCUUAGUACAUUCAAUUGUUAUAAAAUCUACGUCUCUUAGUACAUUCAAUUGUUAUAAAAUCUACGUCUCUUAGUAAAUUCAAUUGUUAUAAAAUCUACGUCCCUUAGUACAUUCAAUUGUUAUAAAAUCUAAGUUUCUUAGUACAUUCAAUUGUUAUAAAAUCUACGUCUCUUAGUACAUUCAAUUGUUAUAAAAUCUACGUCUCUUAGUACAUUCAAUUGUUAUAAAAUCUACGUCUCUUAGUACAUUCAAUUGUUAUAAAAUCUACGUCUCUUAGUACAUUCAAUUGUUAUAAAAUCUACGUCUCUUAGUACAUUCAAUUGUUAUAAAAUCUACGUCUCUUAGUACAUUCAAUUGUUAUAAAAUCUACGUCUCUUAGUACAUUCAAUUGUUAUAAAAUCUACGUCUCUUAGUACAUUCAAUUGUUAUAAAAUCUACGUCUCUUAGUACAUUCAAUUGUUAUAAAAUCUACGUCUCUUAGUACAUUCAAUUGUUAUAAAAUCUACGUCUCUUAGUACAUUCAAUUGUUAUAAAAUCUACGUCUCUUAGUACAUUCAAUUGUUAUAAAAUCUACGUCUCUUAGUACAUUCAAUUGUUAUAAAAUCUACGUCUCUUAGUACAUUCAAUUGUUAUAAAAUCUACGUCUCUUAGUACAUUCAAUUGUUAUAAAAUCUACGUCUCUUAGUACAUUCAAUUGUUAUAAAAUCUACGUCUCUUAGUACAUUCAAUUGUUAUAAAAUCUACGUCUCUUAGUACAUUCAAUUGUUAUAAAAUCUACGUCUCUUAGUACAUUCAAUUGUUAUAAAAUCUACGUCUCUUAGUACAUUCAAUUGUUAUAAAAUCUACGUCUCUUAGUACAUUCAAUUGUUAUAAAAUCUACGUCUCUUAGUACAUUCAAUUGUUAUAAAAUCUACGUCUCUUAGUACAUUCAAUUGUUAUAAAAUCUACGUCUCUUAGUACAUUCAAUUGUUAUAAAAUCUACGUCUCUUAGUACAUUCAAUUGUUAUAAAAUCUACGUCUCUUAGUACAUUCAAUUGUUAUAAAAUCUACGUCUCUUAGUACAUUCAAUUGUUAUAAAAUCUACGUCUCUUAGUACAUUCAAUUGUUAUAAAAUCUACGUCUCUUAGUACAUUCAAUUGUUAUAAAAUCUACGUCUCUUAGUACAUUCAAUUGUUAUAAAAUCUACGUCUCUUAGUACAUUCAAUUGUUAUAAAAUCUACGUCUCUUAGUACAUUCAAUUGUUAUAAAAUCUACGUCUCUUAGUACAUUCAAUUGUUAUAAAAUCUACGUCUCUUAGUAAAUUCAAUUGUUAUAAAAUCUACGUCUCUUAGUACAUUCAAUUGUUAUAAAAUCUACGUUUCUUAGUACAUUCAAUUGUUAUAAAAUCUACGUUUCUUAGUACAUUCAAUUGUAAUAAAAUCUUCGUCUUUUAUCUAUUCAAUUAAUUCAACGUCUACGUCGCUUAGUACGGCACAUUCAAUUGUUAUAAAAUUUACGAUUCUUAGUACAUUAAAAUGCAAUUCUUUUACCCCAUGUACAAAAGGUAAAUUAUAAGCACAUCCAAAAGCCUAAGUACAGACAAUCCUAAUGAUACACCAAUCCUAAGUACACACAAACCUAAUGAUACUCCAAUCCUAAGUAAACACAAAGCUCAAAUACACACACAAUUUUAAGUACGCAUACAAUCUUAAGCACACACAUACUCACACACACACAGACACACACACUCACACACACAAACACACACACACACACACAAACACACACACACACAAACACAAACACACAUACACACACAUAUACACACACACACAAUCCUAAGGACACAGUUUGAAAUUCAGGUUUUAAUCAAAGUCAAAAUAUUAAUUUUCAUUCCACCGCUGACCAAUGCCACGUAGACUGUCAGUUCGGAUGGUUCGGGCCAGAAUGUCAAUACUUGUGUCACUGCCAAAUGUGGUGCCGACCAGAUGGACACUGCGAGGGCGGGUGUGACAGGGGAUGGUUCGGACCACAGUGCCAGUACGGUGGGUAUUUGGGCUACUUAUUCGGGCUACUUAUUCGGGCUACUUAUUCGGGCUACUUAUUCGGGCUACUUUAUUCUUCAUAAGGGUGCUCAAUGUUUUUGGGUAUUAAUAAUUUCUAGACCUAUUCAAAAUUUAAGGAAUUUCUUUAGUUUACAGAGGUACUCGACAUUUGUUUGGUAUUUUAGCAUUUCUAAAAUUGUUUAUUUUACUUUUAAUUUUUAAUUUUUUUCCCUCGUAUUCACGGAUUUUAUAAUUUCAAUGGAAUAUUAACUCCUUGUGUAUGUUUUAAAAAAAAAAUACAUUUUUGAUACACAACAUUUGUGGUGUUUUAUCUUUUAUAGAGUUUAUCUCAAUAUUAAUAGAGAUCAUAAUUUGUAACGGCGCUCAGUAUUUGUAAUGAAAUUGAACCAAUGUGAUGUUCAUCAUUUCUAGAGAUGCCCGCAUUCUUUGUAUUUCAUCAUCUCUAGAUUUUUGGUUUUUGCUCAGUCUUUAGGGAGAGUUUAUAAUUUCAACAGAUAAUGAAACUUUGGUUCAUUAUAGCAUAUUUAAGGAUUUUAAAAAAUGAAUUGGGAUCACCGGGUAUUUAAACAAGAAUUAUUUAGAGAGAUACCGAAAAGUUGGGAUAUUCUACCAUUACUUGAGGUACUCAUAGAUUGGGGUAUUUUGUCAUUUCCAGAGUUAGCCAUAAAUUGGGAUAUUGUAUCAUUCCUAGAGUGUGUAAUCAAUGAGGAUAUUUAUUGUUUCUAGAGUUACUCAACAAUUGGGGUAUUUUAUCCUUUCUAGAGAUACUUAACAUGUCGGAGCCUUUACUAUGGUUCAGUUUCCCUCGCUAUAAGUAUUAUUUCUUAAAUAUUAUUUUAUUUCUAAUUCUCCAUGUCUUUUAAAAUUUUUAUUUAGAGCUAAAAUCCCAUCUCCGCUGUUCUUUCUACGCUGCAUCAUUGUCUUCUUUUUUCCAUGAUUCCCUUGGUAUUCACAAGUUCUCUCAAUCGUCUGUAUUUUCAUAUCUUGCACCCACUCCCCUGCCAACUGACUUUCUACAUUCACCAUAUCGUCUCCUCAACUCUGUGACUCUUUACUUCGUUCUCACCUGGAGAUAUAACGGUGGGCGGCUACACUAUCUGUCACUCUCUACUUAACUUAUCAUUGUUCUCAUCUAGAGGAUAUAACAGUGGGCGCUACACUGAGACCAGACGUGGACAAGAGAUUGUUUGAUGGCAACGAUAGGACCUGCAACUCCAACAAUGGAUCACGUGACAUCAAGAUGUUCUGGACAGCGCAACAGCCAGUGGUGUGGAUAAGAAUCGCCGUGGAUGAUCCAGGUUUGGGAUCUUUGCACGUCAUACAAAUAUUUUCCUUCAUACGGAACUCCAUUUAUAGUUUGGUGAACAUCCACAUUAGGGGCAAGACGCUGUAACAAGAUAAGCUAAACCAGGGCUCUCAAAUUCGCGGCCUGCGGACCACUUGAGGCCGCCAAGUUGAAAUUUUGUGGCCCGACAGCUGAUAGCAAAGUUAAGGGUUGAUGCGGCCCAAUUUCACUCAGACUGUACCUUCUGCGGCCCCCGGAUAAUUUGAGUUUGAGAACCCUGAUCUAAACCAACGAUUAAAAUCAUUAGCAAGUUUGGUCAGUUAAUUUGCAAAUGAAUAAGCACCAGACUGAUUGAUUGGAUCUUCAUGUAGCGCUGGUAUCCAUGCUACUUUAGCAUAAUCACUGCGCCUUGGUUUCCUUAAAUCAGACUGGUUGGCCACCAUUUGACAUUUUAAGCAAAAUUACUUUUUAAAUAAAUAUAUUUCAGAACGGUUGAGUCGGGAUAAAAAAAGUGAAAAAGUAAAGUGGUCUUGGGGACUAAACCGUGUGCCGAAAUGUCAGCUCUUCAGCUCAUCGGGAAGGGAACUAAAUAGUUGACCCUAUAACAAGCAAAAGGCAAAGCACAUAAGUGACUUUGAAAGAGAGUCUAGAUUAGUUUUUUUUUAGAUUGCUUUGAGAGAGUCUAGAUUAGUUUUUUUAGAUGCUUUGAGAGAAUCUAGAUUAGGUUUUUGUAGAUUGCUUUGAGAGAGUCUAGAUUAGGUUCUUUAGAUUGCCUUAAGAGAGUCUAGAUUAGGUUCUUUAGAUUGCCUUGAGAGAGUCUAGGUUAGAUCUUUUAGAUCGCUUGAUGUACUCAAUGCAUUUUUGUGUUAUGCCUCUAGCUCACGUCUCCAUGCAUCCCUUACUUUAUGUGUCUGCCUCUAGCUCGCGUCUCCAUGCUUCCCUUACUUUAUGUGUCUGCCUCUAGCUCGCGUCUCCAUGCAUCCCUUACUUUAUGUGUCUGCCUCUAGCUCGCGUCUCCAUGCAUCCCUUACUUUAUGUGUCUGCCUCUAGCUCGCGUCUCCAUGCAUCCCUUACUUUAUGUGUCUGCCUCUAGCUCGCGUCUCCAUGCAUCCCUUACUUUAUGUGUCUGCCUCUAGCUCGCGUCUCCAUGCAUCCCUUACUUUAUGUGUCUGCCUCUAGCUCGCGUCUCCAUGCAUCCCUUACUUUAUGUGUCUGCCUCUAGCUCGCGUCUCCAUGCAUCCCUUACUUUAUGUGUCUGCCUCUAGCUCGCGUCUCCAUGCAUCCCUUACUUUAUGUGUCUGCCUCUAGCUCGCGUCUCCAUGCAUCCCUUACUUUAUGUGUCUGCCUCUAGCUCGCGUCUCCAUGCAUCCCUUACUUUAUGUGUCUGCCUCUAGCUCGCGUCUCCAUGCAUCCCUUACUUUAUGUGUCUGCCUCUAGCUCGCGUCUCCAUGCAUCCCUUACUUUAUGUGUCUGCCUCUAGCUCGCGUCUCCAUGCAUCCCUUACUUUAUGUGUCUGCCUCUAGCUCGCGUCUCCAUGCAUCCCUUACUUUAUGUGUCUGCCUCUAGCUCGCGUCUCCAUGCAUCCCUUACUUUAUGUGUCUGCCUCUAGCUCGCGUCUCCAUGCAUCCCUUACUUUAUGUGUCUGCCUCUAGCUCGCGUCUCCAUGCAUCCCUUACUUUAUGUGUCUGCCUCUAGCUCGCGUCUCCAUGCAUCCCUUACUUUAUGUGUCUGCCUCUAGCUCGCGUCUCCAUGCAUCCCUUACUUUAUGUGUCUGCCUCUAGCUCGCGUCUCCAUGCAUCCCUUCCUUUAUGUGUCUGCCUCUAGCUCGCGUCUCCAUGCAUCCCUUACUUUAUGUGUCUGCCUCUAGCUCGCGUCUCCAUGCAUCCCUUACUUUAUGUGUCUGCCUCUAACUCGUGUUUUCAUUUAUCCCAUACUUUCUGUUUAUAUGUGCUGGUUGAUACGUACCAUUUGAUAUGUGCUCAUUGAUUCAAAUCUAUUCAUAUGUUCUCGUAUAUAUGUACCAGUUUUUACGUGUCCACUGACAUAUAUUUGUUAAUUAUAUGCCCUGUAACAUAUCCACGUGGAUAUUAUCCAAUUGAAUUGCAACUGUUUACUUGCAUGGAAUGUUUGAUUCUAUAAUUACACACAUACACAAUUAAUCAUAUAUCCUAUCAAUGUAUCACAUGUAGAUUGUGCAAUUUAUAUAAACUAUACUAUCAAUCUAUCAGAAGUAGAUUGGGCUAUUAUUCUAAGCUGUCCUAUCAAUGUAUCACAUGUAGAUUGUGCUAUUAUUCUAACCUCUCCUUUCAAUGUAUCACAUGUAGGUUGUUCUAUUUAUCUAACCAAUCCUAUCAAUGUAUCACAUGUAGGUUGCUCUAUUUAUCUAACCAAUCCUAUCAAUGUAUCACAUGUAGGUUGUUCUAUUUAUCUAACCAAUCCUAUCAAUGUAUCACAUGUAGGUUGUUCUAUUUAUCUAACCAAUCCUAUCAAUGUAUCACAUGUAGGUUGUUCUAUUUAUCUAACCAAUCCUAUCAAUGUAUCACAUGUAGGUUGUUCUAUUUAUCUAACCAAUCCUAUCAAUGUAUCACAUGUAGGUUGUUCUAUUUAUCUAACCAAUCCUAUCAAUGUAUCACAUGUAGGUUGUUCUAUUUAUCUAACCAAUCCUAUCAAUGUAUCACAUGUAGGUUGUUCUAUUUAUCUAACCAAUCCUAUCAAUGUAUCACAUGUAGGUUGUUCUAUUUAUCUAACCAAUCCUAUCAAUGUAUCACAUGUAGGUUGUUCUAUUUAUCUAACCAAUCCUAUCAAUGUAUCACAUGUAGGUUGUUCUAUUUAUCUAACCAAUCCUAUCAAUGUAUCACAUGUAGGUUGUUCUAUUUAUCUAACCAAUCCUAUCAAUGUAUCACAUGUAGGUUGUUCUAUUUAUCUAACCAAUCCUAUCAAUGUAUCACAUGUAGGUUGUUCUAUUUAUCUAACCAAUCCUAUCAAUGUAUCACAUGUAGGUUGUUCUAUUUAUCUAACCAAUCCUAUCAAUGUAUCACAUGUAGGUUGUUCUAUUUAUCUAACCAAUCCUAUCAAUGUAUCACAUGUAGGUUGUUCUAUUUAUCUAACCAAUCCUAUCAAUGUAUCACAUGUAGGUUGUUCUAUUUAUCUAACCAAUCCUAUCAAUGUAUCACAUGUAGGUUGUUCUAUUUAUCUAACCAAUCCUAUCAAUGUAUCACAUGUAGGUUGUUCUAUUUAUCUAACCAAUCCUAUCAAUGUAUCACAUGUAGGUUGUUCUAUUUAUCUAACCAAUCCUAUCAAUGUAUCACAUGUAGGUUGUUCUAUUUAUCUAACCAAUCCUAUCAAUGUAUCACAUGUAGGUUGUUCUAUUUAUCUAACCAAUCCUAUCAAUGUAUCACAUGUAGGUUGUGCAGUGUAUCUGAUUAAAAUCCCAGAAAUGGUGCACAUAAGAAGCCGGACACACCCCCUUUUCUUUCAAAACGCUAAUGUGGGUUGAAAUGAAUUGACGACCUUCUUAAACGUACUGACUGCUAUUCCUCUUUUCCCAGAUCACCUCAGACUGGUCCACAAUCUAAGUUCUGACAGGCAUUCCUCUUUUCCCAGAUCACCUCAGACUGGUCCAGAAUCUAAGUUCUGACAGCCAUUCCUCUUUUCCCAGAUCACCUCAGACUGGUAUAGAAUCUAAGUACCGACAGAUAUUCCUCUUUUCCCAGAUCACCUCAGACUGGUACAGAAUCUAAGUUCUGACAGCUAUUCCCAUUUUUCGAGAUCACCGCAGACUGGUACAGAAUCUAAGUUCUGACAGCUAUUCCCAUUUUCCGAGAUCCCCUCAGACUGGUCCAGAAUCUAAGUUCUGACAGCCAUUCCCAUUUUCUGAGAUCACCUCAGACUGGUACAGAAUCUAAGUUCUGACAGCUAUUCCUCUUUUCCGAGAUCACCCCAGACUGGUCCAGAAUCUAACAUCUGACAGCUAUUCCUUUUUUUCCAGAUCACCUGAGACUGGAACAGAAUCUAAGUUCUGACAACUAUUCCAAUUUUCCGAAAUCACCUCAGACCGGUCCAGAAUCUAAGUUCUGACAGCUAUUCCUCUUUUCCCAGAUAACCUCAGACUGGUCCAGAAUCUAAGUUCUGACAGCUAUUCCUCUUUUCCCAGAAAACCUCAGACUGGUCCAGAUUCUAAGUAUUUCGUUUGGUGUUAAUGUGACCAGUGAGGAUAAAAAAAUGGUCAUCAUCGGGUCAAGGACGAUGGACAUCCACUUCGCACGAAUUCUGACGAGCGACCUUGAGCUGAGUGGAGACGCCGUGCCUCAUAUUUGCUCUGUCUACGCCACUGCAGGUCGGUCCUGAUGGAAGUAUUGAUCAUAAAAUUUAGAAUUGCUGUAUUUUCUUUAAUUACCCGUUUCUGAAACAAUUCCGUCAAUUAAAAAAAAUAAUAAAAAAAUUAUCGCUUAAUAUUUUUUUAUUCGUCCGAUCCUCGGUUUAAUUUAUUUUAAAAUUCUCAAAAAGUUCCACAGGUUGUGUGUAUUCAAAUAAAUGUUUUUAUUUCUCAUGUGUUAGCAUUGGAACUGUGUGAUGUCAGCACGCGAAUCUACGCAUGAUGGAGAAGAUGAUAAGUAAACGGGCUGGAUGAACAGGCAACACUACCGUUAAUAUGAACAAUGCUGAUUGAUAAAGUGAUUAGUUUAAUGAUUGUUGGGGGGAUAUCGGCAAUAGACGCAUUUUUUUAUGAUGUAAGAUAUAUAUACACCCUCCUAAGCUUGAGGAUGAGUAGCAACCUUGCAAUAACAACACAAACGUACAUAUUGGUUUUGUAUCAACAUCUAUUUGUAUCAGACAUCUAUUGGUAUCAGACAUAUUUUUGUAUCAGACAUCUAUUUGUAUCAGACAUCUAUUUGUAUCAGACAUGCCUUUUUGUCAGACAUGCCUUUUUGUCAGACAUGUAUUUGUAUCAGACAUGUAUUUGUAUCAGACAUGUAUUUGUAUCAGACAUGUAUUUGUAUCAGGCAUCUAUUUUUAUCAGCCGUCUAUUUGUAUCAGACAUGUAUUUGUAUCAGACAUGUAUUUGUAUCAGACAUGUAUUUGUAUCAGACAUGUAUUUGUAUCAGACAUGUAUGUAUCAGCAUCUAUUUGUAUCAGACAUGUAUUUGAAUCAGACAUGUAUUUGUAUCAGGCAUCUAUUUGUAUCAGGCAUGUAUUUGUAUCAGGCAUCUAUUUGUAUCAGACAUGUAUUCGUAUCAGACAUGUAUUCGUAUCAGACAUGUAUUUGUAUCAGACAUGUAUUUGUAUCAGACAUGUAUUUGUAUCAGACAUGUAUUUGCAUCAGACAUGUAUUUGUAUCAGACAUGUAUUUGUAUCAGACAUGUAUUUGUAUCAGACAUGUAUUUGUAUCCGACAUGUAUUUGUAUCCGACAUGUAUUUGUAUCAGGCAUGUAUUUGUAUCCGACAUGUAUAUGUAUCAGACAUGUUUUUGUCACCAGGGCGUAACGUGGCCAUCAAGCAAAGGGUCACCCAGUCCAGCGUCUACGCCGACCAAAUUUGCGAUGAGUCCUGCGCACUGCCGGAAAACGCGGUGGACGGCAGGCGAGAUCCCAACCUGUUCGCUAAGAGCUGUACGCACACCAGGCAUCAGAGCGUGCCCCCCAGCUGGAAUCUGACCUUGCGCACCCCAUCCUACGUCAACAAAUAUGUGCUUUACAACCGAGACGGUGCGUAUCGCUAUAGUGACACGAGUGAACGAUGAGCAGAAGUGGCAAACAAUAUAUUAUCUGUCUUUCACGAAACAUUUCCGACAAUGUACCGGUAGUGAUGGUAACUUAUCAGACUUACAAAUUUAUCCACUUCUAGAAAUAUUUUACAUGAAAGGAAAUUAAUGUACAGAGCUUCGCAUUUAAAUAUUAAUUGUAACGAAUAAAGAUAGAUAUGUAUACACCUCUCAAACGCUUGUAAAGGCUUUGGACUGUCAAAUAGUUAUCAGAAAACAAAUGGCAAGAUGCAAGAAGCACCGUCCCUCUAAACAUAUCUGUUGAGGGCCAUAAUCUGUCAGUAAUUGAGCAUUUCCACAUAUAAAACCUUGUAUCUAUUAUCUCUAAUUGGCGACGAGGUAAACAUCAGGAUCACAAAAGCAGCAGCAACUGUGGCUAAAUUAAAUUGGCGGGUGUGGACUAAUCUUUAACUAACUGAUGUUAAAAAAUGAAACUUCUAUCAAGUAUGUGUGUUUAAAAUGCUCCUUUAUGGCAGUGAAGUGUCGACCGCAUAUGCCAGUCAUGAGCGGAAAAUCAACAGCGUCUAUCAAAGAUGUCUGCGUCGCAUUUUACGCAUUCGAUGGCAGGACAGGGUGCCCAACAAAGAGGAACGUGCAAAAAUGCAAGAGGCGUCAUCGCUAAGUAGACCAUUUAAGGAGAAUGGAGGAAGGCCGUUACCAAAAAAGCUGCUGUAUGGAGAGUUAGCAGAAUGGACAAGACUUAUUGGACGGCCAUGACUGCGUUUUACGUACGUUUGCAAAAGGAGAAUGAGGGAAGCUAACAUUGAAAUAAACGAAUGGGAGAUCAGUGGUGAGCACCGAUACAGCUGGCGAACAGCAGUGUAUGAAGGAGUUAAAAAGACAGAAGCGUUCACAAAAUAAAAAAGUGCAUUACGGAAGACCAAAUUAAACCGAAAGUCAAGAUUCUCCUGUGCGAAAUGCAACCUAGACUGCCCUUCCAGGAUUGGCCUUGUAGGCCAUUUGAUGAAGUGUUCUUAGCGAUUCCAUCGUCUCGCGAAGGUGGAAGGAUCCAACAAAUGUUAAAGACUGUCUUAGUGCAAUUGUUUGUUUACAUAUAUAUGUAUUAUGUAUAUAUUCAUAUAUUACCCAAAAUGUGUAAACAAACAAUUGCACAAAGACAAUGUUUAACACACACACACACAGAUGUACAAGAGAGUUUAUUCGAUUGGGCUAGCAGAUAUUAAGCAAAGGCUACAUUUUUUUUUAAUUGUAGACAGACCAUUCUUAGUAUUGCAUUUGUUAGCAGGCCAUCUUUACAUUUAUUUUUAUUAACCGGCUAUCCUUACAGUUUGUUUUUAUAGGCACACCGUAUUAAAUAUUGGUGGUUAACACGGCCUCCUAACAUCAAAUUUUUGUUCAACUUUCAAACCUUACAUUGUUGUUUGUUAACAGUUUAUUGGUACCGGUUGAGUAAAUUUGAAAUUUCUGUGACUACGUCAAGCUCUAAGUCGCUGAAGUACAAUGACACCGCUUUGGUCCAGGCGGUCUAUCACGUAGUGUCCAUUGACGCCACGGAAGCCGUGAAGAGUGUCGUCAUUAGAGCGAUGCACGAGACCAAGAUUCUCACCCUGUGCGAAGUGGAGUUGUAUGGAGGUAGGAAGACAUCUCCCAGGCACGUGUCGCGUGGAGAUGUAAGAAAUUUAAGGGACAUGUUUGGUGCUUUGAGGAUAUGUGUUGUGGUAUGUGAAGAAAUUGUGGCAUGCGGAGAUUCUGUGGUAUUUGAAGAUUUGUGAUAUGUGAAGAUUUUGUGACAUCUGAUGAUGUGGUAUGUGAAGAUGUUGUGGUAUGUGACAGUUUUGUGGUGUGUUAAGAUGUUGGGGCAUGUGAAUAUGUUGUAGUAUGGGAAGAAAUUGUUGUACGUGAUGAUGUUGUGGUAUGUGAAGAUUUUGUGGUAUGCGAAAAAUGUGUUGUAUGUGAAGACGUUAUGGACGAUUGGUGUUCAUUUUAUGCGGCUCUGGGUAAUUAUAAUUUGUUAAGUUUUUAUUAUUUAAAUUUAGAUGGCAUUUCUUUAUGUACUUAAAUUAGUAGUUGUAAUACUGAUGUUUUUUAUAUCUAAAAUAAUACUCGUCAGAAAUAUUUAGUCAUAGAAAUGGUCAGUCAUAGAAAUGGUCAGUCAUAGAUAUGGACAGUCAUAGAAAUGGUUAGUCAUAGAAAUGGUCAGUCAUAGAUAUGGGCAGUCAAAAAUAGUCACUAAUUUCCAAAUGCGGCAGGGACAAGUGCACUAAUUUCCCAGUGCACCAGUGACCGGUGCACUUAUUUCGAAAUGCACAGGGGACCAGUGCACUAAUUUCCCAGUGCACCAAGGACCGGUGCACUUAUUUCGAAAUGCACAAGGGACCAGUGCACUAAUUUCCCAAUGCGCACGUGACCAGUGACAUGUUGAUGUACUUUUGUUCUCAUUUAUUUGACCUUAAAUAUGUCAUAAAAUAUUUUAAAAUCCAUAAUGAGCCAAUUCGAUGGAACACGAAAAACUUUAGAUAUUAAUGGUACCUGAUAUGUUGUUUUUUUUAUUCAUAAGGGUGUUUAAAAAUAUAAAAAAAAACACCAAAACUAAACAAAUUCUAAAGCAAAUUUUGAUAUUUUUACAACUUUAAUUUAUAAUAUUUGGUAGUAAAAAAUUACUAUUGGAGGAAGACACAUUUUAGCUAGCAGUGACUAUUUAUUGAGAGACGUUGGCAUGAUUAUGGCUUUUUAUCACUCAUCAAAUCAUGGCAGGACUGUAGACAGUGCUACACGGUCCGCGAACAACACCUUGAGAAGCGCUGUUAUAAAAUUAUUAAUAAUGUAUGUUUGGAUGGCAUGUUCCAGAUGCUCAGUGUCCACGGGGAUUCUACGGACGCGACUGUGAACUCCAGUGCAACUGUCGCAAUCAAACAGAGCCAUGUCUUGUCAGUACAGGAGGAUGCGUGUCUGGCUGCCAUGACGGCUUCAUCGGAGCAGGUUGUCUGGCACGUGAGUUGGGCAGCCGUAGAAGAAGUGUGUCAGGGUAUGCCGGUUGUUGAAGAGAGACUCAGUGUUGGGAACUGGAACUAAUCGCGGGACAUUUGGGUCUAGGCGUGGGGGGGCAUACGAUUCUACUGGUGGGGCAUUAGGGUCUAUUGGUGGGGCAUUCGGGUCUACUGGUGGGACAUUUGGGUCUAAUUGGGGGCAUUUAUUUCUUAUGGUGGUUCUUAUGGUGGGGCAUAUAUGUCUAAUGGUGAGGAAAUGGGAUCUUAUGAUGGGGCAUUAGGUUCUAAUGGUGGGGCAUUUGGGUCUAAUGGUGGGGCAUUUGGGUCUAAUGGUGGGGCAUUUGGGUCUAAUGGUGGGACACUUGGGCCUAAUGGUGAGGCAUGUGGGUCUACUUGUGGUUGAUUUUGGGUCUAAUGGUGAGGCUUUUGGGUAUGAUAUUGAGGCAUUUGGGUCUAGUGGUGAGGCUUUUGGGUGUAGGGUAAGGGAUGAAUGCUGUACGUAUACUUGUCAGUGUCAGUAUGGAUGUGUCUUGUUUUGAUGAAAACUCCCACGGUUAGGACUAUUUAUAUACAUUGCUACGAUAAACAUUUUAGACAGUGUUGUGUUUUCACAAAAUGAUAAGUUUUGUCGGGAUAACCGAUCCACCAGUUUGGUUUUCAAAUAAUUGAAGAUACACCAGCAUGUUCCUUCUAUCAAGGCUCUAAGCUGAUCGUAUUUGCAAUAGCUUGGUUAAGAUCCUUUCGAUUUGUUGGCAUGUUUGAACAGAUUACCCGAAUUGUCGCUAUGAGAACAUAUAUUCUUAUCAAAAUACAACCCUACAGCUGAUCCGCUUGAAGAGUUCCUGAAACAUGUUUUAUUUUAUCAAAUCAUCAGGUUAGUGUGUCACCUCGGUGACGGUGUGUCGCUGCACGUUAGUGUGUCACCUCGGUGAUGGUGUGUCGCUGCACGCUAGUGUGUCACCUCGGUGACGGUGUGUCGCGGCACGUUAGUGUGUCACCUCGGUGCAGGCGUGUCGCGUGAAAAUAAGCGAUACAAUCUUGAACAAUUUUUUUUUCCGGACAUCAAAGGAGCCGAGAGGUAUGGCGCAUCGUCUCCCUCUUCUUCAGAUCAAUUAGGCAACAGGUUAACAAAAUGCUUUCUCGUGUCCAGCGUGCGACGCCACUUACUUCGGCAAGGAUUGCCUGGAGCGAUGCAGUGACCAGUGCUUGGACCAGCUGUGUAAUAGCACCGACGGUCAGUGUCUAGAGUGUCCACCAGGCAGGACGGGUGAUAUGUGUCAAGACGGUAUGUAACAAUGCACAUAAUGUUAUCCAAACAAGAGUUUAAAUUUGGUGCCCAUUGGAAUGACAGUCCAUUAAAUGUUCAUUUUAUUUUUCGAAGUGGCUAUUCGGACCCGGGUCCGACAAGUGAGAGGUUGGGAUUAAAAUUUAAAAAUAAAAUAUUAUUGUUAGGUUGUAAGACUAAAUUUGGUAUCCAAUGAAAGAUAAUUGGAUGAACUAUAUGUUUGUAAACUUACUUCUUCAGUUUAACUAAAAUAAACUAUAUAUUUUAGUAAUAAAAAUGAAGUGAAAGACUCGGGAUUGAAUUUUCCAGGCACCGGAGUACUUUCUCAGACAGACAUAGUCCGACCUCCGACUCCUCAGAGCUUACAUUCAUUUCAUAUUUCAGAUUGCCCGCAGGGGAUGUUCGGUCAAGCUUGUAAGGAGCCGUGUAGCCGCGGCUGUGCCCGGGGGAGCUGCAAUUCGUUCUCAGGAACCUGCACGUACGGGUGUUUGGAUGGAUAUAUAGGAGACACGUGCAACGAUUGUAAGCUUGAACGAAAUGUACUGUUAUAGCCUGCGUGCUGACUUAAUUUUACUGUCGACGUACAGCUGGCGCAUCCACAUUUUCUCUUCUCUUUUUUUGUUUUCUUCUGAAAUUGACGUCACCGAUGAAAUGAGUAGCGCUGUACCACAUCAUUCCCUCCCUUAAUUGAGAAAAAGGUGUUUGCGUUCUAAUUUAUGUUAAAGAACGCCUUCGGGUGAUGCUAUUUCUAUAAUUUAUUUUCUCGAGGGUUCCAACUCCCUAACUAUAAAUAAGCUAGUAGCUUUCCCAGCCGGCAGAGAUUUUCGUAAAUUAUCCUAGACUUUACGAGACCUAAUAUACUCAUAGGAGCCUUACAAGAUCGCUCUAUGUGUGUGUGUGUGUGUGUGUGUGUGUGUUUAAAAUAUUAGCUUUCGAGUUUUAUACAUUUUAUUUCUGCAUAUUUUGGAUUUUGUACUUUUAUAUAAAUUAAACAGGCAAAUUAAAUGGAGUAGUGUUGAUUAAUAUCAUUAGCUUUGGUAUGGCUUUGGUGUUGCUUUGGUGUUGCUUUGGUAUGGCUUUGGUAUGGCUUUGGUAUGGCUUUGGUAUAGGUUUGGUAUGGCUUUGGUAUGGCUUUGGUAUGGCUUUGGUAUGGCUUUGGUAUAGGUUUGGUAUGGCUUUGGUAUGGCUUUGGUAUGGCUUUGGUAUGGCUUUGGUGUUGCUUUGGUAUGGCUUUGGUAUGGCUUUUGUAUGGCUUUUGUAUGGCUUUAGUAUGGCUUUGGUAUGGCUUUGGUAUGGCUUUGGUAUGGCUUUGGUGUUGCUUUGGUAUGGCUUUGGUAUGGCUUUGGUAUGGCUUUGGUGUUGCUUUGGUAUGGCUUUGGUAUGGCUUUGGUGUUGCUUUGGUAUGGCUUUGGUGUUGCUUUGGUAUGGCUUUGGUAUUUUUGUGCACUGGUUUUCAGUCCUUUAUACGCAUUUUUCAUCUCACAAGUGAAAACUUAAAACUGAUUAGAUUUGCAAAACCAUAUAGCGGUACGUAUGUAUCCACGUAAGCGAUGUACUUAACACAACCGGAGCCCCCUGUCCAUUAAUAUGGCACCUGAGUUUGAUCAUUUUUUGGUUACUGACUCCUUGACCAAAUGACGCCAUGACUCAUGAUACUUCUAAUGUAUCGACUCCUUCACUUAAUGACAUGACUCCAUGUUAAUUCUGUUUGACUCCAUAACCACAUGACACCAAAACUCCAUGGUAUCUGAACUCUGUACCUUGAGCCUGUAGCCUUCGUUAGCAUCAGCUUCCGAGCCACUCUAUCACGGCAAGAUCUUUCCUUCAGACUGUGACAGCUCAAAGUUUGGUGCCGACUGCCAGUUCACGUGCAGCCCACAUUGUCACGACAGCCUCCACAACAUGUCAGAAAUUGCCGUAUGUCACCACAGUAAUGGCGUGUGUCUCGGUGGAUGUAAACCUGGAUACGACGGAUUACAAUGUACCCACGGUAAGAUCAUUGUCAGAAUCGUGUUUUUUGUGUGUGUCUUUGUGAUGUCUUUGUGAUGUCGUUGUGGUGUCUUUGUGAUGUCGUUGUGAUGUCUUUGUGAUGUCUUUGUUAACUUGUUAAGCACAUAAUUAAGAAAUCCUCGCUCCAAAAAAUGAUCAUGCUUUAACGGAGGACAUAGAGGUCAAAGACCUGCAAAAUGACUGUGAUCAACUCGGUCUUGAUACCUACAAAGCAUCCUACCCCAACAAGGAAACAGCCCAACAUAUCUAGGUCUCCAUAUCUAGGUCUCCAUAUCUAGGUCUCCAUAUCUAGGUCUCCAUAUCUAGGUCUCCAUAUCUAGGUCUCCAUAUCUAGGUCUCCAUAUCUAGGUCUCCAGUUGCAUAGGGAUCUCAAUUUAAAUUAAAAAUCAUUAUUUAAAACUUGAAAGGAACAUCAACAAGACGGCAUAACCUUAUAGCUGGUCACUACCUUAUGGGGUAGUGACAAGACCACGCAGCCUGGCCAGUACCUCAUGGGGCAGUGACAAGACCACAUCGCCUGGACAGUACCUCAUGGGGCAGUGACAAGACCACACAACCUGGCCAGUACCUCAUGGGGCAGUGACAAGACCACACCGCCUGGCCAGUACCUCAUGGGAGAGUGACAAGACCACACGGCCUGGCCAGUACCUCAUGGGGCAGUGACAAGACCACAUUGCCUGAACAGUACCUCAUGGGGCAGUAACAAGACCACACCGCCUGGCCAGUACCUCAUGGGGCAGUGACAAGACCACACCGCCUGGCCAGUACCUCCUACGGGCACUGUUAGCUUUAAGCACCAUUUGGCGCACGAUGACUGAAUCAAUGGCAGGGGUCAGUGGUCAGAUAUGACCUUGGAAUAAACGUUGUAUUCCCAGAUCCAACCAGUGUGAAUACUCCCAAAGAUCACAGACGUACCCACACACCCACACCCCACACCUACCCACACAUCCACACCCCACACCUACCCACACAUCAACACACACAGCCUUGUUUAUAAUAUUAAUAUAAUUCAAAAAGUUAUAUUUUAAACAAAAUGUGGUCAAUAUUUAUUUGGGCCGUUAGAAUAUUAAACUUCUUUUCGGUGUUUAUGAUGAAUGUAUCAUCCCGUAUAAUUUUGACAGUCUCCCUUAAAAAUAACGCAUAGAUCUGUUUCAAUGUUGCAGAGUGUGUAGCCACAUAUUAUGGGGAGCACUGCAGGCAAAGAUGCAGCAGCGAUUGCUUGAAUAAUUUUUGUCACCAUAUUAAUGGGAACUGUUUGGCUUGCCCGCCUGGAAAAUCCGGCCAUCUCUGCCAAAUCGGAGGUACAGUGCUGUUGUAAUAUAAUUAUUGUUUUUUUUAAAGUAUAUUUCUCAAACUGCAAAUUACGCCCGUGUUUGUUGGUUUAUGUACCUUUUAAUAACAAAUUAAAAUUGAUCUCAUUGUCAAGCUCAAGGUGCACCUUACAUAAUUAGUAUCACAAAGCAUUCCGACGACAUUGUAUUACUUAGUAUAUUCAAUUCAAUACCUCCAAUAUAACAUAGUAUAUUAUCAAAUAGUUUUGAUUAACUCGCGUGUAGCACUGAUUAGCAUCUCAAUAUCAUUGAUUACCUCCCCCCCCACCCCCCACCCCCAGCCUGUGCUGAGACCUACUACGGCGCCCACUGUCAACACAGAUGCAGUCCAAAUUGUUUGGAUCGUAUUUGUAACGGAACUGAUGGCGUCUGCAUCGACUGUCCAGUAGGACGAGCUGGAGAAUCUUGUCUAGAAGGUAAGGCUACAACAUGAGUUGCUACAUCGGUCGCCGCUACGUUUGUGGCUAGAACAUUCGAGGCUACAAACAUUCAGGGCUACACCAUUCAAGACCACACCAUUCACCGUUACAAAGUUCCCGGGUACAGAUUUCACGGCCACACAUCCAAGGCCACACAUUCAAGGCCACACAUUCAAGGUCACACAGUCAAUGCCACACAGUCAAGGCCACACAGUCAAGGCCACACAGUCAAGAACACACAGUCAAGGCAACAAUAUUUACAGCUGAUUAUUCACUGCCACCACAUCUACGGUGCAGCAUUCCAAGUUACACAAUUCACAAUUGUUGUUCAAGUGAGUGUAAAGGGGGAUGUUCCUGGGAACGUUUCAGGUGGUGGGAGGGCUUGUUCAUGGGAAUUGUAGGAGGGGUUUGUUUGAUCGUGGAGGGUGAUUUCAUGGGCGUGUUGGAGCGUUGAUUUUGGGCAUGUUUGGGGGGCGGAGGGCGUGCUCAUCCGCAACAUGUAGGGGGAUGAGCAUUGGGAGUUUUUUAGUGUUAAGUUUUCAUUUGAUUGUGGAUGAAGAGUUUACGUUGGAUUAUUGAUGAUGAGUUUACAUGGUAUUGUGGAUGAGCACUGUAAAUUAAGGAUCGUUAAUUGGAAUGAUAGUUGUGUUCAUGGGAAUAUUGAAAUGUAAUGAACAUGAGAUUUUUGGAGAGAUAUUUCAUUGGAAUGUUUGAUGGGUAUCCUUCACGGGCAUGGGGAUCGGGAGCGCUAGUUGGAUUUUGAAUUAAGAACCUGAACUGGAUUGUGGAUGUGGAUUACACGUGAAUGUCUCAUAAGGUUGCUUUAUGGAGUGAAGAUUUCGAUUUUUUUAUUGGUUAGAACGGUGGAGUAUCAAUAAUUAAAAACAACUUUAAACCAUAAAAUAUUCAACUAAUAUACAUGUAUCGUGUUGUCCAGAUUGUCCAGCCACCUUCUAUGGACAAGGCUGUGAACGCAGGUGUAUACUUGGCUGUUUAAACCAGUUGUGUAACGGCAUCACCGGACACUGCCUGGACUGUCCACCCGGGAAGAACGGAAGUCACUGCGAGUUUUAUUCAGCAGGUGAGAGUGACUUCCCAUUUUUCUCUCCAAUUACAUCCCAAUAUAUUACCUUCUUUGGUUGGAUGUUACCGCCAUACCUUUCCCCAACAAGGGCUGCUGUCACGUUUACAUCAUCCUUGCAGCAAUUGCCUUCCAUCCUAACGUGAUCCGUCAGUCUAAUGGUUCAUGAACGUUGCAGGUCAAGAGACGGGUGAACAUGUUGAGAUCAUCGUUGCCGGUGUGGUGGCCGGAGUGCUAACGGUAGUGAUUGUGGUCAUCGGGAUGGUGUAUUGGAGGUAAGACGAGAUAUGGUAAUUGGACUCAUUGGAAUAGUGUGUUGUUGUUUUUUUUCGGGGGGGGGGGGAGAAAGGACCUGAUGUGGUGAUUGUAGUUAUUCGGAUAGUGUAUUGAAGGUAAGAUUUGAAACAUUCCACAGCUCAGUGACAUUCUAAAAGAAAAUAUUAGUGAAUGUGAUGACAAAUGUCUAAGUAAAAUUAAUCAAAAUAUUAUUGGGAAAUCUUUUCAUUUCGCACAUACCCUCAAAGAACUGGUCACGUGACUCGUACAUUCAGAAUCUGUUUUCACCAAAAUUCUUUACAUCUUGGAAAUUUUUUUUUUUCGACUGACGCAGACGCCACUCAUUUUGGACAUUUAAAUCAGCUGUUCUGAGCUUUUCUUUCAGCCUUACUCCCCUUCUUUCAGCCUCCCCACCCUCAUCAGCCUUACUCCCCAUCUUUCAGCCUUACUCCCCAUCUUUCAGCCUUACUCCCCUUCUUUCAGCCUUACUCCCCUUCUUUCAGCCUUACUCCCCUUCUUUCAGCCUUACUCCCCUUCUUUCAGCCUUACUCCCCUUCUUUCAGCCUUACUCCCUCCCCUUCUUUCAGCCUUACUCCCUCCCCUUCUUUCAGCCUUACUCCCCUUCUUUCAGCCUUACUCCCCUUCUUUCAGCCUUACUCCCCAUCUUUCAGCCUUACUCCCCUUCUUUCAGCCUUACUCACCUUCUUUCAGCCUUACUCCCCUUCUUUCAGCCUUACUCCCCUUCUUUCACCCUUACUCCCCUUCUUUCAGCCUUACUCGCCAUCUUUCACCCUUACUCCCCACCUUUUCUUUCAGCCUUACUCCCCUUCUUUCAGCCUUACUCGCCAUCUUUCAGCCUUACUCCCCUUCUUUCAGCCUUACUCCCCUUCUUUCAGCCUUACUCCCCUUCUUUCAGCCUUACUCCCCUUCUUUCAGCCUUACUCCCCUUCUUUCAGCCUUACUCGCCAUCUUUCAGCCUUACUCGCCAUCUUUCAGCCUUACUCGCCAUCUUUCAGCCUUACUCGCCAUCUUUAAGCCUUACUCCCUUCUUUCAGCCUUACUCCCCUUCUUUCAGCCUUACUCGCUGCAAAUACAUGCUUAUUGUAAAAACCCACUAAGCCAUUCGAACAGCUACUAAUGCAAGAUUAUUGUAAACUCUCACCAAGCCAUUCAUACAGCUUCUAAUACAGGCUUAUAGUAGACUCUAACUAAGCCAUUCGUACAGCUACUAAUACAGGCUCAUACCAAACUCUCACUAAGCCAUUCGUACAGCUGAUAAUUCAGGCUUGUAGGAAACUCCCUCUAAGCCAUUCGUACAGCUACUAAUACAGGCUUAUUGUAAACUCUCUCUAAGCAAUUCGUCCUGCUACUAAUACAGGCUUAUAGAAAACUCUCACUAAGCCAUUCGUAAAGCUACUAGACUCUAAUACAGGCUUAUUGUAAAAUCAGCAAUACCCUUGUUUCCAUUCAGAAAACGGAUAUCUCUACUUUUUCGACGGACGAAGGUCAGCUUCGAAUACGCACGACGGUGGGAGUCACGUGACCCGAAUCUAGAUGAUAACUCAUUUCAUGAAGAGGACAGAACGUAGGAGUGAGACCGAUCAAAAGAGGACAGAGCAUAGCAACGAGACAGAUCAAAAGAGGAGAGAACUUAGCAGUGAGACGGAUCAAAAGAGGAGAGAACUUAGCAGUGAGACGGAUCAAAAGAGGAGAGAACUUAGCAGUGAGACGGAUCAAAAGAGGAGAGAACUUAGCAGUGAGACGGAUCAAAAGAGGAGAGAACUUAGCAGUGAGACGGAUCAAAAGAGGAGAGAACUAAGCAGUGAGACGGAUCAAAAGAGGAGAGAACUUAGCAGUGAGACGGAUCAAAAGAGGAAAGAACAUAGCAAUGAGACGGAUCAAAAGAGGAGAGAACUUAGCAGUGAGACAGACCACAAGAGGAAAGGGCGUGGCAGAAAGGCAGAUCAAAAGAGGAAAGAACAUAGCAGUGAGACGGAUCAAAAGAACUCAUUUCAUAAUUUGACUUGUUUCAGUGCAUAUACACAUAUAUAUCCUUACAGUAUUGUCGAGUAUAUUUUUGGACAAAUGUCGAGUGGAACAAUUUUUCUUAUAGGAAAUGAGUAAAACAGAGUAUGUGAAAACCUCAAAAAAGGAACGCCACAAAAACAACGAACGUGUCGGCAGGAAGCCGUCAGUGAACAAACAACAAAAAAAAAAAACCAACAGAAUUAAAUAAAAAUAAUAGCGCUUAGCUGAAAAGUAGUCUCCAGGAGGCCCGCAAAAGAAUUGUGUGGAAUUUUUCCUACAGCGUUUUUAAUUCUAGAAAUGUAAUUGUAUUGAUUUUUUUUUUUUCGUCCAAAGAGUUUUUUUAAAAAAAAAAUUAUUUUUUUUCGUCCCAAGUAAAGGAACUAAAACUCCGUAUCUUAAAACCGUCUGCUAGGGUUCAACUAACAAACAAAAAAAAAAAAAAACCAAAAGAAUUAAAUAAAAAUAAUAGCGCUUAGCUGAAAAGUAGUCUCCAGGAGGCCCGAAAAAGAAUUGUGUGGAAUUUUUCCUACAGCGUUUUUAAUUCUAGAAAUGUAAUUGUAUUGAUUUUUUUUUUUUCGUCCAAAGAGUUAUUUUAAAAAAAAAAUUAUUUUGAUGCGUCACAAGUAACGGAACUGAAACUCCGUAUCUUAAACACGUCUGCUAGGGUUCAACGGUCCAACGGUCCAUCCUCCUCGUGUUCUUAAUGUUGAAAAACGAAGAUAUGUUGAUCAGUUGUAGUUGGAAAAUGGGUUUCGCGACCGUGAAAUAAGUUAUUCAUUACUUUAGAUCGCACUUAUAUGAUCACGAAGAGGGAGAGGAGUUGGGGGAAAAAAAGGGUAAGAGAACAAACGCGUGUGAGGGUGACAAAGCCGGGCAACUAGGUGACAUGAUUAUGCUGUCCAUGGUUAUGAAAUUUCACCUUACAGGAAGUCUACUGUGUCGAACGGAAAGGGGGAAAUCUUGUCGAUUGGUUACUGUUUCGAAAGAGAUUCACACACGUGUCCUCAAGUAGGGCCGCAUAUGCUACCCCCCCCCCCAUUAAGUUUUAGACCUAGAUCCCUGAAAUUGAUCGUCAGUGAAUUCAUUGGUUGACGGAGACAUACAUGCGAAACAAGAUGAUGAAAUCGUGAAAUAUUUUUGUCUGUGGAGUAAGAGGGUUAAUAUUUUAUAGGAAUGCGUCUCUGGCGAAAUUCACAUUCACUUAAUGCGAAGCUAUUUUUGGAAAUGGGUCUCUCCGAGGAGGAAAAAAUUUUGGCAGAAACUUCACUCAUACGUUUAAAAGCACCAAGGAUGACCGUGGUUUGAAAAUGGUUUGAAGAACUUUCACGAGAGAAAUAUAUUUUAAAGAGGCGGCACCCACUAACAUGUUUCUGAAAAGGUUCUCUGUCAAAAGAAUUAGAAAGUAGGAUCAAACUGUACGUGAAUGUGACUUCCGUCGGAGAACCACCCCAAAUAUAAAACACUUUCAUUAAACACUUUCAUUAUACACUUUCAUUAAACACUUUCAUUAUACACUUUCAUUCUACACUUUCAUUAUACACUUUCAUUAUACACUUUCAUUAUACACUUUGUUAAGAAACAACACACCAUUUAAUUCAUUUAAUUAGGACGAUUUGUUGAUAUCAAUACGAGUAUUUGUUAAAAGUGUUUUAAAGACUCAUUUUUAGAAUAUCGUGUUAAGACUUAAUGAAUGCAUAUUCAAAUUGAUAAUGGUAAAAUCUCGUGUAAUCUAAUUGCUUUUCGUUUAAUCUAAAAAAAAAAAAUGUGUUUAAAUAAAUUUUUUGUUGUUUUAAUGUUUGACCCUCUAUGUAACACACGAUGAAAAUAAUUCUUUGUGUAACUCAAGGUUCUUCAAAGUAUUAUUUUGUAUAACUCUAAUUUCUAAAUAUAUAAAGUGUUGUACAAAGGUCGCCUAGCCAAUCUUUACUUUCCUAUCAUUGGGGUGGCUGGAGGUUUUGGUGCAUGGGGCGGUCACUGACAUCACCGCCCCUCUUUCAAGAGAAACACAAUGCGCGUACAGAAUAAACAUUGACAUUUUAAACUAUGUCAAAUGACACCCCAACCCCCCCCCCCAAUCCCUUACUCCUCUCCACCACCCCAACUCCCACCUCAUCUCCACUUGUCAGUGAUUCC
Molecule: messenger RNA, 26187 nt
Organism: Lymnaea stagnalis (great pond snail)
Lineage: Eukaryota; Metazoa; Mollusca; Gastropoda; Lymnaeidae
Source: the annotation of a GenBank genome assembly